Molecule: messenger RNA, 441 nt
Organism: Aureobasidium namibiae CBS 147.97
Lineage: Eukaryota; Fungi; Ascomycota; Dothideomycetes; Dothideales; Saccotheciaceae
Product: ribosomal protein S17e
Exons: 3
Coding region: 1-441 (146 amino acids)
Biological process (GO): translation
Cellular component (GO): ribosome
Molecular function (GO): structural constituent of ribosome
Source: RefSeq, a predicted model, not a curated record
AUGGGUCGCGUUCGUACCAAGACUGUCAAGAAGUCCGCCAAGGUCAUCAUUGAGCGUUACUACCCCAAGUUGACUCUCGACUUCGAGACCAACAAGCGCAUCUGCGAUGAGAUUGCCAUCAUUGCCUCCAAGCGCCUGCGCAACAAGAUCGCCGGUUACACCACUCACUUGAUGAAGCGUAUCCAGCGUGGUCCCGUCCGCGGUAUCUCGUUCAAGCUCCAGGAAGAGGAGCGCGAGCGCAAGGACCAGUACGUCCCCGAGGUCUCUGCCCUCGACUUCACCCAGAACUCCGAGUCUGGCAUGCUCGACGUCGACCAGGACACCAAGGACCUCCUCAAGUCCCUCGGCUUCGACGCCAUCAACGUCAACGUCGUCCCCGUUGCCCAGCAGCAGGUCGUCGAGCGCCCCCGCCGCUUCGGCGCUGGCCUCCCCCGCAACUAA